This is a messenger RNA of Haemonchus placei, 1266 nucleotides long. The record is from the annotation of a GenBank genome assembly. Lineage: Eukaryota; Metazoa; Nematoda; Chromadorea; Rhabditida; Trichostrongylidae.
AUGGAUUACACGGUCUCAGGGACCGAUUCCCUGGAAAGUAUUGCUGCCGCUCAUGAUUGUACAGUUGGUGAAUUGAUGAAACUAAAUCGGAUGAGUUCUCGAAUGGUCUUUCCCGGCCAGAGGAUACAGGUCCCUUUCUCUUCUCGGGACGACGUCUUUGAAAAUGAUGCUCCUAUUACCUCAACCCCUCGUCACGGCAAGCCAAUAGCAGGUGUGGAAAGUGCUGCCGAUGGAAUACGUAAAGGACCAGGCGGUGCUGUUCCAGCACAGCAACAUCGUGGCGGUAGUCUGAUGAAAACCCAAAGUGCUCCGUUACCCGCUCCUGACGAAGCUGAUUCCGACUGUCUUCAGCGGUUUCUGAAAAUCAAGGUGAAGCAAGUGACUGAAUCUGAUGGUACUGUGUCAGGUACUCUUCUCGUCACUCCUAAUUGCCUGAUGUUCGAUCCGGAUGUUAAUCAUCCGUUAGUCAUAGAGAAUGGACAGGAUUUGUACGGAAUGGUGAAGCAAGUGACUGAAUCUGAUGGUACUGUGUCAGGUACUCUUCUCGUCACGCCUAAUUGCCUGAUGUUCGAUCCGGAUGUUAAUCAUCCGUUAGUCAUAGAGAAUGGACAGGAUUUGUACGGAAUGGUAGCGAACAUGGACGAAAUCGUCUCCGUUUCCGUUUACAAGGAAAUCAGCGGUUUGACUGGUGACAAAGAGGAGAAAAAGAAAGAUAUUUUUGAUCCAAACCAUGUGAGAACACCAGCUACGUCCGUUUCUCAACAGGUUGGUGACUUUCACAUUUAUGUCAUUUCAUGUGAGCUUUUAAAUUGUAUUCAGGACAAUGGCGCCGGUGACAUAGGUCUACCAUCGUCUGGUAGUGAUCCGCCACAAACGUCAACGAAAGGUGGAAGUGAAAUUUUCUUGCCAUGUAUCAACGAAGAAUCACAUAAUGCCAAAUCACCCGAUGAGGAUCGUCGAACGCGAACUGUUAGCGACAUGGUAACUGCAGAAGAGUACGCUCAAGUACAUACGCGCAAGCGGUCGUCAACGUCGUCGUCAUCACAAGAUGUAACAGACCGUCCACGAUCCUACUCGGAACUGGACGCAAGUCAACCUCCAGGAUCCAUUUCGCGUUUUUCGCCGAAUGCGGCGCGACGCUCGUUUGGUAAACUUGGACGGACUUUAAGUAUGAGCCUAGCCCUACGAAUUGAGCAGAAGAAGAAAACCGUUUACGCAGCUGCUUACAAAGCAGGUAAGUAUAAGGUGGAAACUGCUGAAGUAUAG